CUGCGGUCACGCACGGGCCGUACCCUUGCUGGGGGCCGUAAAGCGCGGAAGGUCGCGGACUCCUGCUUCCCCGGAACUUUAUAUUCCCUCCGCCCCACCCCCGUUCCCAUCCCUGUCCCCCGCUUCUGACCCCAGCGGCCGUUGUUGUUGCCUCUCCUCCGCGAGGGUGUUGCUGAGCGCGGAGCCCUUGGCGGGGGAGGGCCGUGAGGUAAGGAGACAACCGCAGGGACAGCCGGGCUCGGGUCCCCGAGGUCCGGACAACACAGCCAUAGACAGUGCCCCCAGGUCUGAAGCAGACAGAACGGAAUCGUCUGGACCCGGGCGGGCCGACUCCUGACAACCUGAACGGGUUUUCCCGAAAUUACAAGGCCGAACCACCGUGAGGCGGUUUGAAUUCUUGAGCUCUUCCUAGCUGAAUGAGAGCACACCUCCCAGUUGCUGACAGACGUGAUGUUUUACCGGCUGCUCUCAAUUGUCCGACAGCAAAGAGCGAGCCCAGGAUGGCAGAACUGGCCCUCAGCAAGAAGUAGCACGUCAGCUGCUGAGGCCCAUUCCAUUGCCCUGCCCACCCAGGCACAGGUGGUCAUCUGUGGCGGUGGGAUCAUGGGCACCUCUGUGGCCUAUCACCUCUCCAAGCUGGGGUGGAAUAAUAUUGUCCUUUUGGAACAGGGCAGGCUGGCUGCUGGCUCUACAAGGUUCUGUGCUGGCAUCCUGAGCACUGCCAGACACUUGACCAUCGAGCAGAAGAUGGCAGACUAUUCAAACAAACUCUAUCAUCAGUUAGAGCAAGAAACAGGGAUCCAAACAGGUUACGUGAGGACAGGCUCCAUCUCUCUAGCCCAAACUCAGGACCGGCUGAUCUCCCUGAAGCGCAUCAACUCGAGGCUAAAUGUUAUGGGCAUCCCCUCUGAGAUCAUCUCCCCCAAGAAAGUGGCUGAACUUCACCCUCUCCUCAAUGUGCACGACCUGGUGGGGGCCAUGCAUGUCCCUGAGGAUGCAGUUGUGUCCUCUGCUGAUGUGGCUCUUGCUCUGGCAAGUGCUGCCUCCCAAAAUGGUGUUCAGAUCUACGACCGGACAACUGUUCUUCAUGUAAGAGUCAAAAAAGAUCAAAUUGCUGGCGUGGAGACAGAUAAAGGGCAGAUUGACUGCCAGUAUUUUGUCAACUGUGCUGGUCAGUGGGCAUACGAGCUGGGUCUGUCCAACGAGGAGCCGGUUAGUAUCCCGUUACAUGCCUGUGAACACUUCUACCUUCUGACUCGCCCCUUGGAGACCCCUCUGCAGAGCAACACACCAACUAUUGUGGAUGCAGACGGGAGGAUUUAUAUUCGGAACUGGCAGGGUGGCAUCUUGUCUGGGGGCUUUGAGAAGAACCCAAAACCGAUUUUCACUGAGGGCAAGAACCAGCUGGAGAUUCAGAACCUACAGGAAGACUGGGAUCACUUUGAGCCCCUGUUGAGUUCCCUCCUGCGUAGGAUGCCUGAACUUGAGGCUUUGGAGAUCAUGAAGUUGGUCAAUUGCCCCGAGACCUUCACGCCAGACAUGAGGUGCAUCAUGGGCGAGUCUCCCACAGUUCAGGGCUACUUCGUCCUGGCAGGAAUGAACUCUGCUGGCCUGUCAUUUGGCGGAGGAGCUGGCAAAUUCCUCGCUGAAUGGAUGGUAUAUGGUUAUCCCUCAGAAAAUGUCUGGGAGUUGGACUUGAAACGUUUUGGAGCCCUCCAGAGCAGCCGCACCUUUCUGCGUCACCGGGUCAUGGAAGUCAUGCCUCUGCUGUAUGAUCUGAAGGUUCCCCGUUGGGACUUCCAGACUGGGAGGCAGCUACGAACAUCUCCUCUCUAUGACCGGUUGGAUGCACAAGGAGCUCGAUGGAUGGAGAAACAUGGAUUUGAAAGGCCAAAGUACUUUGUUCCACCAGAUAAAGACCUCCUGGCAUUGGAACAGAGCAAGACCUUUUAUAAGCCAGAUUGGUUUGACAUUGUGGAGUCUGAAGUCAAGUGCUGUAAGGAGGCCGUGUGUGUCAUUGACAUGUCCUCUUUUACGAAGUUUGAGAUAACAUCCACCGGGGAUCAGGCAUUAGAAAUUCUACAGUACCUCUCCUCCAAUGACAUUGACGUGCCAGUGGGCCACAUCGUACAUACCGGCAUGCUCAAUGAAAGCGGAGGGUAUGAGAAUGACUGCAGCAUAGCACGACUGAACAAGCGCAGUUUCUUCAUGAUUUCUCCAACUGACCAGCAGGUCCACUGUUGGUCCUGGCUUAAGAAGCACAUGCCAAAAGAUAGCAACCUGCUUUUGGAGGACGUCAGCUGGAAAUACACUGCCCUCAAUCUCAUUGGCCCCCGAGCAGUUGAUGUUCUGUCUGAGUUGUCCUACGCGCCUAUGACUCCUGACCACUUCCCAAGCCUCUUUUGCAAGGAGAUGAGUGUGGGCUAUGCAAAUGGCAUCCGGGUGAUGAGCAUGACUCACACAGGAGAGCCGGGAUUCAUGCUUUAUAUCCCCAUCGAGUAUGCCCUACACGUAUACAAUGAAGUGAUGAGUGUUGGGCAGAAAUACGGAAUCCGAAAUGCUGGGUAUUAUGCUCUUCGCAGUCUCCGAAUUGAGAAGUUUUUUGCCUUCUGGGGUCAAGAUUUAAAUACCUACACAACACCCCUGGAAUGUGGACGAGAGUUUCGGGUGAAAUUAGAGAAGGGGAUGGAUUUCAUCGGUCGGGACGCCCUGCUGCAGCAGAAGCAGAACGGGGUGUAUAAGCGCUUCACUAUGUUUAUUUUGGACGAUCACGACACAGACCUGGACCUCUGGCCUUGGUGGGGAGAGCCCAUUUACCGAAACGGGCAGUAUGUUGGCAAAACCACCAGCAGUGCCUAUAGUUUCACCUUGGAGCGCCACGUGUGCCUGGGCUUUGUGCACAACUUUUCCGAGGACACCGGCGAGGAGCAGGUGGUAACAGCAGAUUUCAUCAACCGGGGAGAGUAUGAGAUUGAUAUUGCAGGGCACCGGUUCCAGGCCAAGGCCAAGCUCUACCCCUUCAGCUCCCUCUUCACCCAUAAACGCCGAAAGGAUGACAUGGAGCUAAGUGACUUCCACGGAAAGUAAUGCCAGGACAGUCUCAUCUCCUCCCCCAUCAUCUUAUCAGCGGAGGAGGACACCUUAGAAGCAUCUCUUUCCUCCUUCUGAUCCCUCCCCUCUUCUUUUCUAACACUGACCUUCGUCUCUUUCCUCCUUCAUAUAAUUUUAAACUUUACCUACUCAAUCAUUUUGCUUUGAAGCCUCUUGUUCUAUCUUCUCCUUUUGCAGUCCUCCUUCUAAUACUCACUCUGGGCUUUUCUUCCUCCCCCUUUACCUGUCUCAGAUUCCCGUGGUGGCAGGAAGUGUGUCUGACAGGACAGGAGCGGGCUCCUUGUGGAAGUGGGUUGAGGUAACAGGCUGACUUCAAAUAUUGUAUCCCCAAGCAAGGAAUGCUGAUGUUGUGCAUGCCUCAGGGCAAGAGGUAAUCUCUCUCGGGCUAACUGUGGGCUAACUGUUCUCUGAGUAACCUGUUAAUUUUGGCGGGGUUGCUAGAUGUCAGACUCAGCCCCAUGGAGUAGCUUGUGCCUUUUAGCCAGGCAGAUCUCUCUCCUCCUGUUCCAUUGUGCUGUGCAUUUGGCACUCUGAUACCUCUAGCAAGAGGACAAUCAUCUACCUCACUGACAAGAGGCUUGGCAUGUAUGUUAUCUGGUCUGCAGCAGAGACAACCAGUUAACCCGACCCCAUCCUCUUCCUCCCUACAUACAGAACCAGCUGUCAGAGCUUUGGGCUAGGACAGCCCUGCCUAUAAUUUUCUUCAUCUCUUGUUAAUAUCUAUGAUGAGUGAUUUUUUUUUUUAGCCGGGUAAACAAGUAAGCCGCAGUGUUUGAAAGGGAAAAACCGUGUUGCCUUUUGUGUUGCUUUUCCCAGCUGAGGGGUCUGACCUCAGAAAGUACACCACCACUGAGUUGAGUUUUCUACUAUUCAAACAGUGCUGCUCUUCUUUCACCUGUUCAAAGUUCAGGCAUCCCACCUCAAUUUUCCUGUUCUCCAGGUACAUUUCACUUUACCAGUUCAACCUCACCUGACCCUUCUGUAGCAGGUCUACUAGUUCUGCAUCAUUUUCUGUCCCUUGAGAACAGGGAGGGGAAGGUAAGGUGUGUGCUCCUGGUUGAGUAACCAAACCUUGCUGGCCAUGUGGAGUCCAGAAAGCUGCUGGAAUCCCAAACACAGAGCAGACCAAGCCACACAGAGAUGCCCCACACGGCUCUCCUGGAGCCUAUGUAAUGUGGAGGUUAAGUUAUAGAAGCCUAGAGGUGCAUCCCUCUUCUCCCAGACUUUUUCUUUCUCAUGUAGUAUCCCUCCAGGUCCUCUGGAAUAGAAAGUAACCUAGUGUACCACAAGAGGGCCCUGCACAUUUUUAGUUACUGUCUCUGUUUUCUGAAGGUAAAACUUAGAUAUCACAGACUAUGCUAUACAGUCCCAAGUUCCAACACUUCAUUUUCUUUUGGGUAUAGAUGGCCCUGAUCUGUUUUUUGUUUUGUUUUGUUUUUCUUAAGUGCAAACAAACUACUAUUAGAGAUUUUAAUUGAAUGGUAGCAUUUGUUGUCUUGGUAUCUUGGAAGCAUUAGCUCUGAUGGGACUACAAUAUAAAGUCCUUUCAUUUUGUUAGCACAGCUUGAAAUUCUGAGGUGUCUGCAUUUUCUGACAUUUCUUUGGGAUCUUAGUUUACCCACUUAACCAGGUUGGCACCUUGUCCCUUGUAGGUAUUUCUUGCCAUUUCCCCAGCUAGACCGUUCCUAAUUGAUGACUGACUUCAGUGUCUAUACUUUUUGGGGUCUUAGUUGAUUUAUUAAGAGGGCAGGUGAUUAAAGUUCUGUUUGGGGGCCUGGCUAUUUUAGAGCAAAUGUGUAUUUAACUAGCUGAAAGAUGCUGCUUUUAGCCAAAGAGGAGAGAAGAAGUGUCACCUAGCCGGGCAGCAAAGCAGUGACUCAGCAGCUGUGAAGGAAUUUGGGGAACAGGAGUGGGCAUUUGGCCAAAUGCAGGAGUUACCAGCAGGGUAACUGUCCUGAGACUAUGGAAACAGAAGACAUAGAGGCACAGGUAGCCUGUGAUGUGUCAGGUACUUGCACCAUCCAAAGUUGUCCUUGUAAAUGAAAGUUUAUUUGAGAUUGAAUCCAGAAUAAAUUCUUGAUUUAUCCAUAAAUAUCACUCUUUCAGUCUUAAAUGUAGCAAUAAAUUUGCAGUUUAACUAUAAAAGAGAAGUGUUAUAUCACUUAAUAAGAUCCAAAUUGAAAAGAUAAAAGUCCUCCCUACAGUUUAAAAUUGGAGAAUGCCAUCAUCAUAGUGUAUUAUUUAAAUACAAAUAAGUGUAUUAUUUAAAGUUUCAUCAGAAGUGUAUUUAACAUGGAGUUUUAAGACUUUGGAUUCUCUCUUUUUCUGCACUUGCUAAUCUCUAGCUAAUUGCUGUUUUGCUAAUUAGUUAUCGUUUCUAAGAAGUAGGAAGUAAAUCUGAUAUUGUGUCCAGAGUCAUGGAGCGACUUUCCAGUGAACCAGAGCUAGAAGUCCUGGCCUCCUGUUUCCUGAUGUUGCACUCUUCCCCCUUGAGCCAACAGAACAGUACUUCCCUUACUGGAAGAAAAGACGUGUGGGACAAGCACUCAGGACUGCAGUUUGAAAAUGUGUCGUCCUUAAAUAGGUGUCAUACUUCUGAGUCCCUGGCAGGAUUUGAUCUUCUGGGUAUCACUUGUUUACUGAGUGCCCUGAAACACAUAUUUAUCUUUUGGCACCUUAAAAUUCAUCCUUGAGGCCUCUUGGUUCAUUCAAAUAUAGGUACUGUGAAUCUGGUAUUUGUGUGGAUUUGGUACUGGUGUUGAGUUCUUUGAACAGGCAGAGCUGAAGAUGAGUAACUCUCUUGCCUUUCACAGAAUUACUUUCCCUCUGUCUGGUGUCAUAUGCAUCUUAGACAGUAAAGAGGACAUUUAACCUCGCUGACCCAUUGAUGUCAAAUGGUAAAGUGCUCUGGACUCCUGAGAGGUGGGAACCUCUUGAGUAAAUGAGGUUGCCGAUAGGUGGGCUAGAUCCAGAGGACUGGCUGCAAGUCCAGCAGGAAUAAAGGACAAUCAGAACAUCCUUACUUGUUUAAUGUUAUUUGCAUCUCUUGGGCAGUGGGGCCACAGAUGUGCGCCUUAUGUGACAACUCAUCCCAGAGAGCCAGUGGGUCUGUCUUCUCUCCCAUGAGAUUUGAGGGAUUCUGAGCCUCUUGUGAACAGGCAGCAUGGCUGAACUUGAGCUUCAGGUGAUUGGGCAUUUUCUUCUCUCUGAAAUUAUCAUUCCUGACAUCCUCUGCACUCCGUGGAGGAAGGGCUCUGCGUUCUUCUCUUCUGUCGUGGCAGCAUAUUCAGUUAAAGAAUCUUUUUGAGCCUAAGAACAGAAAAUGUGUUGGCCUCAAGCAGGUGAAGACCCAGGAUUGCAAGUCUUCUGUGAGUCUUUUCCUCCCUUGAAAUACCUUCUAAGUACAUACCAUUCCCCUCUUCCUCCCAGUUACUCACGCUGUGUGUAAAUCCUGUUUUAUAAUUCUGCCAGGUCAUUUGACUUAAGAUCUCCCUUCCUGAAAUUGUUGGAUCAGUGUAUAUCUUCACCAGAAAUAAAAAAAGAAAGAUCUCCCUUCCCUGACACUGGCACUGAGAUCAGAAAGGCUCUAAUUCAGAAAGCUUUCAGAGCAGACGGGGACAAGAGCUUUAACUACGUGGAUAGCCUGCUUGAUGUCUCCUAACCUGGGCUGCAGUCAUGCAUAGUGCUCUUCUGGGAGUCCUUCAGCCCCAAGUCUGAGAGACACCAGGGACACAGAGACCAGCCAGCCCGCCCAGUGAUUUACACCACCAGUUUUCACUUUGGCCCCAAAGACCCCAUCUCUGCAGGAAUAGAACCCAGUCACUUCAGUCUGGUUCUCAUCAGGAGGAGUCUGUCCCUGCAUUGUAGCUCCUUGUGCAACCAGCAGUCUUACCUGUUUCCCUUCUUUCCUGGGCUAUUUCCAAGAAAGUAACUAAAAUGUGAUGAAAAAAUUAAUCUUCAACUCUUACAGUAUAUUACCCUGCCUUUUGCAUGCACUUGAAAUGUUAACCCCAUCGUCCACCACCACAGUAUAUAUGGUAGUAGUGGUAUGGGGAUGAUAGUAGCUUUCUAAAAGUGUCAACUGCUUCUCUGAAGAGAUGACCCACGGCCUUGAUUUCUGGCUAUUUAUCCUCUGGCUUCUGGGCAUAUCUGCAGACGUUUGAGUGAGUCUUCACCAUCCUUUGAUAAACAGCAGCUCAUAAAAUGGGCUCUUCUAUGACUUGUUGACCCCAGAACACUGUGUCCUGAUAGAGCAAUUGCAUUGGCUUGCUUUCAGGGACUAGCUGCAGGACUCAUUGUUAUAUCGUUUUAUUGCCUCUUGGCCAAUGUAGUAAACAAAGGACCCUCUCUAAUACCUACGAGAUAGAGGUUUGGUCAGCAGUGGUUAAUACUAAUGAAUAGCCUUCUGCUCCUUUAAUUUUCUUUCUGCACCCUCUCAACCCUCAUAAACAUGGAUAUGAGCAGUAUUCUGUCAACCCGAUAACAGGAAAUUUUUUCUCGUAAAUAAAGAAUUUCCAUUUUGCAAAUGCCGUUUGCAGGCACAUGGAUUCAAGGGAAGCACAGUUGAGUGGGAGAAAUGGUAGACGAAAAAAUAGGAUGUUUGAGGCAUUAGCCACAUCCUUUCUACUUGCAGUAAGGAACGAACAAACCAUGGGUCUUCCUGUCAGCGCCUGCCUACCCCAUCACCACCUUUGGCCUCCACUUAAGGUGCUGAGUUGUAAGGCUCCUUCAUUGUCAGUAUAGGACCUGCCAUUUGUAGUCCUCCGUUGCCACCAAUGCACAGUCUCCAAGAGGACUGAGUAUUUUUGUAUGUCUUUGCCUUCCCUUUGUCCAUUAAACUCCAGAAUUCUUCCUUGUACAGUAUGAUUCAUUACUUCUCUGAGCAGAAUGUCUUCAUCUCGUGGAGAAUUAAACAUUUCUUCAUGGGUCAUUUUUCUCAUGAUAUUUAAAUGUACCUAUUUUUAUCCUUUGCAGACUAUCUCCUGCCUUCUUGUUUUCCUGUCUUUAAAAGACAGAGAUUGCAGGAGGUAGGGAUGAUAUUUUUAGCAUGUUUCAAAAGAUCUAUACCAAGAUUUUCUUUGCACACCGAGAACUGGAGCUUAGAGCACCUCUUUCUCUAAGCCACGUUCUAGUGCCUUACACUCCAGGAUGUCCAACGGUGGAUAUAGGCAGCAAGAUAAACAAAGGAAGUAACUUCAUUUCAGUCUGUGGGUCUCCAUCCACCCUGCAUAGCUGCUGCUUCCCCAGUACACAUGGGUGUGGGGUAGAAAGCUUUUCAAGCUGUGUUUCAUUGAAGGAUUUUCUAGCAGCACAAUUAACACUUUACUCUGUGGUCAACUCUUGGAAUGUAUAAAAAUGCCACUGUAAUUAUUGUAAAGUACUAUAAUUCAUUAUUUGCAUUUUUAAAAAGUGCAGUUCAGCUCAGCCCUUUUCUGUUCAUGUUUAGAGUUAGAAUGUGGUCCUGGAGACUCGUGAGGCACUUUAGUAAAUGGAACCUUUUCUCAAGAGUCGGUGACUUUAGGCACACAGAGUGACUGAGCAUUUCUGCCCUCCAUGGACAUGGUAUUAAUGUUGUGCACUGUAUUUAUAUCAAGCUAGAUUUGAAUUAAGGUUUUCUUUUCAUGUUAUUAGGUUUGUAAAUGAAUAAACAGACAUUUUGAUUACUCUU
Molecule: messenger RNA, 8779 nt
Organism: Loxodonta africana (African savanna elephant)
Lineage: Eukaryota; Metazoa; Chordata; Mammalia; Proboscidea; Elephantidae
Gene: PDPR
Product: pyruvate dehydrogenase phosphatase regulatory subunit
Exons: 18
Coding region: 451-3087 (878 amino acids)
Cellular component (GO): mitochondrial matrix; cytoplasm; mitochondrion
Molecular function (GO): protein binding; oxidoreductase activity
Source: RefSeq, a predicted model, not a curated record